UACCCACAAUCCCCCACGUUUUGACAGUUCUCCAUGGUAAAGACUUUUCAGCAAAUGUUGUUUUCCGAUUUUAAUUCUUACGCGUCGCUUUGAGCCCCUUUUCGCCCUCACCGUCAUCAGCGCCCCCCGCAAAGCCCCCUUCUUCGCUCCCGGCCGCCGCCGUCCCCGUCAUGUAGCCCCCGCCCCCAAAACACCUCUUCUAAUUUCUCUAGAUCGCUAAUACACAAAAAUGGCCGCAAUCGACCCUUCCCGAUACAGCGACUUGUGCAGACUGUGCGCCGCCACCACCACCAUGAUCCUCGCCGUCCACAUCUUCCAGAACGACGGCAUCAUCGGCCAGCUGCGCAAAAAAAUCGAGUCCUGCCUCUCCAUCCAGGUGCACGAAAGCGACGACCUCCCGAAGAUGGUCUGCGAGAGCUGCCUCUACAAGCUCAACCUGCUGUCGGAGUUCCGCGAGAAGAGCAUCCUCACGGAGAAGAUCCUGCUCGACUUGCUCAAGGACAUGAACACAGGAAAGCAACAAAUGGACGUGGUGGCGAUGGACCACGACCUCAUGAUGGCGCAGAACCAGCAGCUGCUGGUCAAUCACGGCAUGGGCGUGGACGAGAUCGACCUGGGGCAGCUGGGGCCGCGCGAGCAGCUCAUCGUCGGGCACGAAAUCAUCUUAACGCACCAGAGCGUGGACAUGAACGGGCACGCGCUGGACAACAUCGAUCUGAACCACCACGAGUUGAACCAGGAGAUCUCGAAUCACAGCCUGCCAGCGCAGGACGCCAUCCUGGUGGAGAGUGAGAGCGCGAGGUUUGGCAGCGAUAAUUUGGAUUUAAUUCCGCACCAGCAGCUGCUGAGCGAGCAGUUCCGGCUGCAGCACGAGCUGCACGUGAACAUGGGGGACGAGAACGCGGUGGACGAGAUCGCGAUGGCGGGGGGGUUGGACGGAUCUGUGGUGCACUCAAAGAUGGAUGAAAGUAUUCAGCACAACAACAGCUACCACCUUCACGACGAGAAAGAGUACCACCACAGAUCCACCCGCAUCGUCAACGGUCACAUCAGCGACAUGAUUAAACUCGAAUCUCCGAAGCUCGAAGACAGCAAUAGCAACAAUUCGCUUUUAAUUGAUGAGCAGCUGAGUCGCGUCGACUCCAACACGCACACUUACGUCACGGAGAACAACGUGUGCGGUGACCUCUACAAAGAAGAGGGGAACUUUGAGGUGCGCUACGAACCGAGAUUCCACAAAUGCGAGGUUUGUUUUGCCGUGUUUCCGAACGACGAGGUGUUGAACGUCCAUAGGAAGGAGGCUCACGGGAGUACAGAGGAAGUGAAGCCGAUUAAGACGAGACUGAAGCGGGCUACGUUGCCCAUAAAGAGUAAAAACGAGAACGGGGAGAGCAACAGCGACGAUAGCGGCGGGGAUUUCGCGGAAGAGCACGAACAGACUGAAGAGGAGGAAAACGAAGAGAGUGUGGCGCCGGCGGAGACCGAGAAAAGCACGAGUAAGAAGAAAAUCUGGUCGCCGAAAGUGUGCAAGGAGUGCGGGAAAGUGUACAAAACGAAUUAUAAGUUGAAUGAACACAUGAGGAAGCACACUGGGGAGAAGCCGUACAAGUGUAAUAAUUGCGAGAAGGAGUUUCGGUCGAAGAUCGGGUUGGCGCAGCAUGCGGCGAAACACACUGGUAAAUACGACUACGCGUGUCCCAUUUGUGGGAAAGGUUUUCAAUGUAAGAGCUACUUGAUGGUGCACCAGAGGGUCCACUCGGACGAAAAACCGUACCCGUGUUUGACGUGCGGGCGUAAUUUUAAAACAAAGCAGUCGCUUCUAGACCACACUAAUAGACACUUAGGGGUAAAACCGUACACUUGCGAGAUUUGCGGACGCGGCUUCAUCACUAAAGGCUUAUGCAAAGCACAUCAGAAAGUCCACACGGGUCUCGACAACCGGAAGUAUUCUUGUAAAGUUUGCAACAAAAUGUUCGUCUCUAAAAGCUACCUUCAAACCCACUUGCGAAUCCACACCGGCGAAAAACCCUUCAUUUGUGAGGUGUGCGGGAAAGGCUUCCUCACCAAAGUAGAUUUAAGAAUCCACACCACGAUGCACACGGGUGAAAAAUCGUACGUUUGCGAGAUGUGCGGCAAAGCUUUCGCUAGAAGAGACGCCUUGCGGUGUCACAGGAGGUCGCACACUGGAGAAAGACCCUACAGCUGCGACCUCUGCGGGCAAACGUUCACCCAAUUCACGCCCAUGGCAAUACACAAACGUCUCCACACCGGCGAACGGCCAUACGCUUGCGAGAGUUGCGGAAAAACUUUUGUAUCCAGAUCCACGAUGAUGUCUCACGCCAAAAAACAUAGGUAGAAGCAUCAAUCUCAACCGUAAAAAAGACUGUCGAUAUUUAUUAUGUUGCUGUAUUUUCAUUUACAAUUUUAUAUACUUUUUCUUUUAUUCCGAAAAUACAUUUGCAUUUUAUU
This is a messenger RNA of Zophobas morio, 2469 nucleotides long. RefSeq names its product zinc finger protein 260-like. Gene Ontology annotation, cellular component: nucleus; PcG protein complex; chromatin. The transcript is spliced from 6 exons. Gene Ontology annotation, molecular function: RNA polymerase II cis-regulatory region sequence-specific DNA binding; zinc ion binding; DNA-binding transcription factor activity, RNA polymerase II-specific. The coding region runs from base 230 to 2356 and encodes 708 amino acids. The record is from RefSeq and is a predicted model, not a curated record. Gene Ontology annotation, biological process: regulation of transcription by RNA polymerase II. NCBI's taxonomy places the organism in Eukaryota, Metazoa, Arthropoda, Insecta, Coleoptera, Tenebrionidae.